Acanthopagrus latus (yellowfin seabream) is the source of this 866-nucleotide messenger RNA. It is a transcript of the gene pole4, whose product is annotated as polymerase (DNA-directed), epsilon 4, accessory subunit. Bases 153 to 542 code for a protein of 129 amino acids. Gene Ontology annotation, cellular component: nucleus; epsilon DNA polymerase complex. The transcript is spliced from 4 exons. The record is from RefSeq and is a predicted model, not a curated record. Gene Ontology annotation, molecular function: protein heterodimerization activity. Lineage: Eukaryota; Metazoa; Chordata; Actinopteri; Spariformes; Sparidae.
ACAUGCGCCUCAGUGAAAGCCCGGAAGCACAUGCUGGCGCGCUGCUGCUAAUGUUGUUGUCAUGUGUGACAUGUAGCUAGAAAACCGUAGUGAUUUGUGUGGGGUUUUUUUGGAAACAACGCUUGUGUAAAAAAAGAAAAGAAAAGCAGAGAAUGGCAGCCACAGUGGCUACUCCUGUCACCCCGACGGAACAUGACCCAGACAGGUGUGGGAGCGAAGAGGAGGGCCGCGGGGCCGAGGCGGAGGAGGAGAGCAGCCAGCAGCAGACAGGCCCCGCCGCCGCCGCGACCCACAGCCGGCUGUCCAAACUCCCGCUGGCCCGAAUCAAGGCGCUCAUGAAGACCGACCCAGACGUGUCGCUCGCCAGCCAGGAGUCUGUGUUCAUCAUCGCCAAAGCUACGGAGUUGUUCGUUGAGAUGAUUGCCAAAGAUGCCCUGGUGUAUGCCCAGCAAGGAAAGAGGAAAACUUUGCAAAGAAAAGACUUGGACAACGCAAUAGAGGCCAUAGAUGAAUUUGCAUUUCUUGAAGGCACACUAGAUUAAUAGGGGACAAUGCUUCAGGAGACAAGAAUGUUGAAUACAUAAAACCAUCCAAGAAACCUUCAGUUACAGGGACACGAUUUGUUGUGGAAACCAUUCCUGGUACUUUUCUAAGUCAAACUCUCAAAUUGGAUAUUUAUAAAUGCUUUUCUACUAUGUGCCAUAAUGACUUGUCAUAUUCAACUUUGAAGACAUCAGUGGUAAUGUGUAAAUGUUUUGUAAAUAUUUGUGAAAUAAAUUUAAGAUUUAAGCAACCAAUUUCUGUCACAAUCAUACAGUCCAUCAGUUUGUUACACCCAGAAGUAUUAGUAAAUGUUUGCAACACAA